UUGACGGGUAGCCAGUCAUGCAGCGAUCUCCUCCCCAAGCAGAAACAUGAUCUUGGAUGUAAAAUGAACAUGUUUAGUAGUCAUGGUUUUCUGUUUUUACAUGCCUUAUUCUGCCUAUGCUCAUGUCAUGAUACUGAGAUAACAGGGGACACAGUCAUUGCAAAGUUACAUGGAUCAAUAGAACUCAAUUUUAAAGAGAAGUCUAUUGUAUGCAAUGCUAGUGUGGAAUGGAAGAGAGUCAAUGGACUAGAUUCAACAUUAUGCCUAAGAUUUGAUCCACCAAAUAGCAGCAAAUGGUUGGGGGACUUCUGUAAGAAAGCACAAUUUCACUGUCAAAACAACAGUCUUGUCCUCAACUCUGUGGGCCCUCAAGACGAAGGAAAGUACAUAGAGGAAAUCAUCUUAACAAAUGGUACGAUAAAGAAGAUAUUCUUCACACUGAGGAUCAAAUAUCCUCCACUGAUAUCAAAUUUAAGCAUCAACUCAACUCAGUCGACUCUAAUGAUAAUGUGUGAGGCCAGCGGAGGGAACGUGUCAUACAGCUGGCUGAAAGAUGGACAGGGCCUGCAGAACAUGAACCAGACUCUCAUAGUUCAUGAAGCAACCCAUAAUGACUGUGGGAACUACACUUGUGUGGCAGCAAGUGAAUGGGGACGUUCAAGUGCUCAUGUCAACGUUAAUGGUGAAUAUGGGAUAUGUAGAGAAGGCCUGGAAAUUAAGAUUUUGUCUGCUGUUAUUUGUGUACUUGGUUUGUGCAUCACUGCUGUCUGCAUCAAGAAGUUUCAUGCAGGUAUCUGCAGAAAAGAAUCAGGGACUCAAGAAGACAGAGGAAACAGUGGACCAAACACAGGAAUGCAAGAGGAUCGUUUAUACGAUGAACCCAGCAAUGUGCAGUCAAACCUGCCGGAGGUAGUCCUGCCGCCUGUAUACAGAGACUUCAUACCAGGAAGAUUUCCCACCGGCCACGGAAAGGAGGUGAAGACAGAGGCUGCGUACUCCACCAUUGGGGAAGUCCAGGAGCAGGUACAGACACUUCAAGCCCUGGAGCAGGCAGAGACACCUGUGGUUCAGGAGCAGGCAAAGACAUCUGUGGCUCUGUAUCAUACACUUACACUUCAAAACACAUUAUCUAAAAAGGCAAUGUGACAGAAAAGCAAUAGGUCUAUGAGACAAUAAAUUGUCUGUGUACGUGUAUGAGUGGCACAAUAUAUUUCCUUAUGGUGGACCUUGGUUUUGAAAAUCACUUGAAUGUGAUGUUUGUGCAAUGAGGAGUAUUGAUAUAUCAACCAAUAUGUUACAUAACAGAUUCCAACGCAGAUUUCACUUAUCAUUGUUACUACUUUAUGACUUCUCAUAAUGCCGUGAGAGCAAAUGGCAGACAUGAAGGACUCUAUGCACUUUGUUGUAUUUGUAUUUUAAAUACACACGAUUCCUGUUUAUCGCCUUUCUUUGCAUUUUUCCUCUUUACACAUGGUGAUGUACCAUAGAUAAUUUUCUGUAAACACAUUGCAAUGUAUCGCAGAUUCACUGCAUCGUGAUACUGUUAUCAAGAGCAACAUAUUGUGGCAGAGUCAUAUUCUGAGUUACUCAUAGUAUAAGUAUAUAUACUCUUUUGAUCCCGUGAGGGAAAUUUGGUCUCUGCAUUUAUUCCAAUCUGUAAUUUGUGAAACACACACAACACACAGUGAGGUGAAGCACUAACCCGGAGCAGUGAGCGGCCUGCCAUGAGCAAUUCAGCCGUGGAUGUGGGUGACUGGUGACUUGCACUCCUAGCAAACAAACGGUGUUUACAAAGAUGAUGAGACAAAUGAGGCAAACAAAUGAGAAUGGACAUAAACACAUAGUAAAUAAUAUUUAUUAAUAAAUGGUUCAAAGGAAUGCUUUUAUUCUGUCCUUAUUUUGACUUUGACAAUGCUUUCAUGAUUGUUGAUGUCUAUGGCAGUUGCUGAUGGCAAAUGUAGAAGCAAUUACUCUUUUUCACCACAAAACCGAAGUAGUGAAUGUACUGUAGAGCUAUUUGGAAGUAUGCAAAUAAUGGUUCAGUCCGUUUGACUGUGAGGUGUGCUUCCCAGUAAAUAAGCCUAUAUGCCGAAUCCUAUAGUGGUCCUAUAGUGGGUUUGCACAGCCCCCAGUGGAGUCAUGUGUUGACCAGAAUAGGUCUCUUUGAGCGUACCCACCGCAUCUUCACCACAUUUGUCUUUGCAUCUUACAAGAUUAUUCAUGUGUGCUCCUUCAACCUCAGCUGUGCAAUAGGCCUACUUGUUAGUAGACAGGAAAUAUUUUCAGA
This is a messenger RNA of Sardina pilchardus (European sardine), 2287 nucleotides long. RefSeq lists its product as uncharacterized. The coding region runs from base 64 to 1146 and encodes 360 amino acids. The record is from RefSeq and is a predicted model, not a curated record. Lineage: Eukaryota; Metazoa; Chordata; Actinopteri; Clupeiformes; Clupeidae. The transcript has 8 exons.